Messenger RNA from Labeo rohita (rohu), 2614 nucleotides. RefSeq names its product SEC61 translocon subunit alpha 1 (gene sec61a1a). The coding region runs from base 157 to 1587 and encodes 476 amino acids. NCBI's taxonomy places the organism in Eukaryota, Metazoa, Chordata, Actinopteri, Cypriniformes, Cyprinidae. The transcript is spliced from 12 exons. Gene Ontology annotation, biological process: post-translational protein targeting to membrane, translocation; SRP-dependent cotranslational protein targeting to membrane, translocation. Gene Ontology annotation, molecular function: signal sequence receptor activity; ribosome binding; transmembrane protein transporter activity. The record is from RefSeq and is a predicted model, not a curated record. Gene Ontology annotation, cellular component: Sec61 translocon complex; membrane.
UGUUGACGUGUCUCUAAAGCGCUUUCCUCCCUUCAGCUCUCUCGUUUCUCUCUUUCUCUCUCACCCGGGCGGCGAAGCGCACCGGCAGCGCUGGACUAUCCGUUUACAGCUUACUGGGACUUCAGAUAGUAACCGUGAUUUCAGGGGACCGUCACCAUGGCGAUUAAGUUCUUGGAGGUUAUAAAACCAUUUUGUGCAGUUUUGCCAGAAAUACAGAAACCGGAAAGAAAGAUUCAGUUCAGAGAAAAAGUACUAUGGACUGCCAUCACGUUGUUCAUCUUUCUUGUUUGCUGUCAGAUCCCACUGUUUGGGAUCAUGUCUUCAGACUCCGCAGAUCCAUUCUACUGGAUGAGAGUCAUCUUGGCAUCCAACAGAGGUACUCUGAUGGAGUUGGGUAUCUCUCCCAUUGUGACCUCUGGUCUGAUCAUGCAGCUGCUGGCUGGAGCUAAAAUCAUUGAGGUUGGAGACACACCGAAAGACAGAGCGCUUUUCAAUGGAGCACAGAAAUUGUUUGGUAUGAUCAUCACCAUUGGCCAGGCUAUUGUGUACGUCAUGACUGGAAUGUAUGGAGACCCUUCAGAGAUGGGUGCUGGCAUCUGUCUGCUGAUCAUCAUUCAGUUGUUUGUGGCCGGUCUGAUCGUGUUGCUGCUGGAUGAGUUGCUGCAGAAAGGUUAUGGUUUGGGCUCUGGUAUCUCUCUCUUCAUCGCCACCAACAUCUGUGAGACAAUCGUAUGGAAAGCGUUCAGCCCAACCACAGUCAACACAGGCAGAGGUACUGAAUUUGAGGGAGCCAUUAUUGCUCUGUUCCACCUGUUGGCCACUCGUACCGAUAAAGUGCGAGCACUGAGGGAAGCCUUCUACAGACAGAACCUGCCCAACCUCAUGAACCUCAUUGCUACAGUCUUCGUCUUUGCAGUGGUCAUAUACUUCCAGGGCUUCAGAGUUGACCUGCCCAUCAAGUCUGCACGUUACCGUGGCCAGUACAACACAUAUCCCAUCAAGCUGUUCUACACCUCCAACAUUCCCAUCAUCCUGCAGUCUGCUCUGGUUUCUAACCUGUACGUCAUCUCUCAGAUGCUCUCCACUCGCUUCAGUGGCAAUUUCCUGGUCAACCUCCUGGGGACUUGGUCUGAUACCUCGUCUGGAGGUCCAGCUCGCGCCUACCCUGUAGGCGGUCUGUGUUACUAUCUGUCUCCUCCGGAGUCAUUUGGUUCUGUGCUUGACGACCCAGUCCAUGCAGUGAUUUACAUUGUGUUCAUGCUGGGAUCUUGUGCCUUCUUUUCUAAGACCUGGAUUGAAGUUUCCGGAUCAUCUGCCAAAGAUGUGGCCAAGCAGCUGAAAGAACAGCAGAUGGUGAUGAGAGGACACAGAGAGACCUCCAUGGUUCAUGAACUCAACAGGUACAUCCCCACAGCGGCUGCAUUUGGUGGACUUUGUAUUGGAGGCCUUUCAGUGAUGGCUGACUUCCUGGGUGCCAUCGGCUCUGGAACAGGAAUCCUAUUGGCUGUUACCAUCAUCUAUCAGUACUUUGAAAUAUUUGUUAAGGAACAGAGUGAAGUUGGCAGCAUGGGAGCGCUACUCUUCUAAACAAGGACACUCACAAGUCACACACACAUACUUGCUGACACCUUAUAAACACUUUUAUUAUUUUUAUGAUUGUUGUCGUUUUAUUUUUUAUUUCGGUGCGUUUAGAACAUUUAAAAUGGUCUGUCACGAAUGCUGUCUUGGGAGAGCGUGUUCUUAGUCCCUAGUUGCGGCUGAGCACGUUCUCCUAUUUGUCAGAAGUGGCAAAACGUUUCUAAAAUUCAGUGAUUAAGCUGAACUUCAGUGGUGGGACGGUAAAGAUGGACUCUGUGAGCUCUGACUAGGAAUAUUCAGGAGUUCUCCCUUCUCAUUUUGUCCUUCCUGCAUCUCUAUGUGUCACUGAAUCCCUUCAUUCACCCUAUGUUUAUUUCCUGUUUGAUCCUAGUCAUGCCAGGUUAAAAGGAUUUUCCAGAAAGUAUUGCUAAUGUUGAGUGAACUGAAUUACUCGACACUGCCAAGUUUGUCUCCACACACAAACUGUUUCUGCUACAUCUCAGUUUUGCAGCUGACAGGCCCCCCCCUCCCCCAAAUAAUAGCUGUUUAUGUGAUUUAGUUAGGGCAGUAGAUAUGAAAACCAAACAGAGUCGUCCCAGAAUAGCUUGUCAGUUCUAAACAAGGCAACAUUACAACAGGUGAAAUGCAACAUACAGUGUGGCACCAAUGGUGUGGUUUUUUUGUGUGUGUGUGUACUUAUUUACGCUGGAAUCCUUUUGUACAGAAUACAUCUGACACAGUAUGCUUCAAGGAUUUUCUGUUUUUGAAAGUACUUGUCUGUAGUGACAGCUUAGAGGCAGACAGAACUUGUUACACCUGAAGUCUGUUUACUUUCAAAAUUAAGCCCUUUUUACUGUAUCAUUGGGUGUCUGUAUAUAUGACAUUUAAUGCAGUGUGCAACCAUGUAAAAUAAAUCCUUCCUUUUUUUUUUUUUUUUUUUUUUUUUUUUUUUGACUAUGUAAAAAGAAAUGUUCCGAACAAAUAUAUUCAGCAGAGUCUGAUCAUUCUCAAUAAAAACUCAUUUUUUGGGAGACAA